CACUGUUUCAUCGCAAUCCAGCUCUAUCUUCACGAGUUUCGUGUUAUCAUCAGACCUGGUGCAAAUCGCGGUUUUCGAACGUCCUCACCUUGUUCAUGUAAUGGAGGUUUCAUUAAGGGCGCUUCCUCUCGCCCAGGUAUCUGCUGGCUGGCAUAUACUGGACUUCAGAAACCUGACUGGUCCUCCACUGCCAGGAUACCCUCUCAAGAAAGGCAAAGCUUUCCUUCCGCUAUCUUCGAACGAUACCCCUCGAAGUCUGUUUGCUCACACCGCGUUUGAACACCAAAUUUCCUUCCGCCACCCUCUCAACACUCACCGCCUUGUCCGUCGCACCAACGCGCGAGAGAUGUUCAUCUACACCGAUGGUUCCUGUUACGGCCACAAGGAUCGCGACGGUAUCUCGCAGCGUCGCGGCGGCUGCGCAUUUGUCUUCAAACCAGCACCAUACAACCUGGAGGAGAAGAGCUGUAGCUUCCGUCUGGAACGACUGGGUCCAACCGGCAUCGAAUAUCCGCAGACAAGCAAUCGCGCCAAGCUCCGGGCCGUGAUUGCGGCACUACAGUUCCGUGUUUGGCGGGGAGAGUACUUCAAGAGUAUUGUUAUUGGCACCGAUUCGGAAUACGUCGUGCUCGGCAUCACGGAUCGAAUUGAGACUUGGGCGCAGAGUGAGUGGCAGACGUUUGGAGGGAUCACGGUCAACAACAAGGACCUGUGGAAGCUUCUUCUAGUGGAGAUCAACAAGCUUGCGAAGGAUGGAUGCGAAGUCCAUUUCUGGCUGCUACCGAUAGAUCUCAACGAAGAGGCGGAUUGGUUGGCUAAAGAAGCAACAGCUGAGCCUGAUGUUCCGAAGUUUUUGAAGUACUUCGGAGCGUUGGUUUGAACGUCUCGGCACUUUCGCUAUGUUGAAAUUGAAUGAAGCAAGGAUUGAGAGGCGAGAGAACGUGCUCAUGGUCUCCGUCAUUCCAUUACAACGGCGCAAUCGCUGCACUGUAUUCUCGACAGCACAGCUUGAGGUUUGUAUUCUUCAUAAUGAAAUUGACCGCUGUAAACAGGAGCAGCUUCGAUGGCA
Mytilinidion resinicola is the source of this 1069-nucleotide messenger RNA. RefSeq names its product ribonuclease H-like protein. The transcript is spliced from 2 exons. Lineage: Eukaryota; Fungi; Ascomycota; Dothideomycetes; Mytilinidiales; Mytilinidiaceae. The coding region runs from base 101 to 880 and encodes 259 amino acids. Gene Ontology annotation, biological process: DNA replication, removal of RNA primer. Gene Ontology annotation, molecular function: nucleic acid binding; RNA-DNA hybrid ribonuclease activity. The record is from RefSeq and is a predicted model, not a curated record.